Molecule: messenger RNA, 1266 nt
Organism: Penicillium argentinense
Lineage: Eukaryota; Fungi; Ascomycota; Eurotiomycetes; Eurotiales; Aspergillaceae
Product: putative peroxisomal 3-ketoacyl-coA thiolase (Kat1)
Exons: 6
Coding region: 1-1266 (421 amino acids)
Biological process (GO): fatty acid beta-oxidation; phenylacetate catabolic process
Cellular component (GO): peroxisome
Molecular function (GO): acetyl-CoA C-acyltransferase activity
Source: RefSeq, a predicted model, not a curated record
AUGUCUUCACCACAGCAAAGGCUAUCCUCUGUCGCGAACCAGCUGUCGCCCUCCGGGGUGUCGGCUGCGAAGCAGCGCAUUCUUUCCAAGAACCCCGACGAUGUGGUCAUCACCUACCUUGCCAGAACGCCUCUUACCAAGGCUCGUAAGGGCGGAUUGAAGGAUACCACCGUCGACAACCUGCUGAUCUCCCUGCUCACUACCGUGCGCGAAAAAUCCAACAUCGAUCCGAACCUCGUCGAGGAUGUCUGCGUGGGCAACUGCCUCUCCCCCGGCGCCGCCUACCUCGCCCGCUCCGCCGUGCUGGCCGCCGGAUUCCCUGCGACGGCCGCGACCUCCGUGACGAACCGCUUCUGCUCCUCCGGCCUGCUGGCCAUCCAGAACAUCGCCAAUCAGAUCACGGCCGGCUCAAUCGACGUGGGUAUCGCCGUGGGCGCGGAGAGCAUGAGCACCAAUGCCGAUGGCGGAUCCCCCGACAUGGCCGAGCGUAUCAACCAACACCCCAUCGCCUCGCAGAAUUACCAGCCCAUGGGCCAGACGUCGGAGAACGUGGCGGGUCAGUUCAAUAUCUCGCGCGAACAACACGACAAAUUCGCCGCGGCUAGCUACCAGAAGGCCGAGCGCGCGCAGAAGGCAGGAUGGUUCAAUGAUGAGAUUAUCCCCAUCAAGACUCAGAUCAAGGACCCCAAGACCGGCGAGGUCAAGGAUGUGGUUGUUGAUCGCGAUGAUGGCAUUCGCUACGGCACCACCGCCGAGAGUCUCGGCAAGAUCCGCUCGGCUUUCCCCCAGUGGCAGCCCAGCGCGACAACUGGUGGCAAUGCCAGUCAGAUCACGGACGGUGCUGCGGCGCUGGUUCUGAUGAAGCGCUCGCAGGCCGAGAAGCUGGGUCAGCCCAUUGUUGGCAAGUUCUGUGGUGCUACUGUCGCCGGUCUGGAGCCGCGCAUCAUGGGUAUCGGUCCCUCCAUUGCGAUCCCCAAGGUUCUGGGCAAGUUCGGCCUGAGCAAGGAUGAGAUUGAUAUCUUCGAGAUUAACGAAGCUUUUGCCUCGAUGGGUGUCUACUGCGUCGGCAAGUUGGGACUGGAUGAGUCCAAGGUGAACCCGCGUGGUGGUGCCAUUGCUUUCGGUCACCCUCUGGGUGCUACUGGUGCCCGCCAGGUUGUUACCGCUCUGGCGGAACUGCGUCGCCAGGAUAAGCGUGUAGCAGUGACAUCGAUGUGUGUCGGAACCGGUAUGGGUAUGGCCGGCAUCUUUGUUUCCGAACACUAG